UAGUCUCACUCUGUUGCCCAGGCUGGAGUGCAGUGGCACAAUCUCAGCACACUGCAACCUCCACCUCCCGGAUUGAAGCGAUUCUCCUGCCUCCACCUCCCAAGUAGCUGGGAUUACAGGUGCUCAUCACCACGCCCAGCUAAUUUUUUUUUUUUUUGCAUUUUUCGUAGAGACAGAUAUUCACCAUGUUGGCCAAGAUGGUCUUGAACUCCUGACCUCAAGUGAUCCACCCACCUCGGCCUCCCAAAGUGCUGGAAUUACAGGCGUGAGCCACCGCGCCCAGCCUGAAAGAGCCUUCUGAAGGUCCCACGUUAAGGAAACAUUUGCUGGGGCCCCAAACCCCACCAUCAGGCCCACACCGGCAGCUGGCCUCAGGGAGGGCGGGAACUGCUCUCUACACAAAAAUGGUUUUGAAAAUAACCCAGCCAAAGGGGAAUUGCUUCAUCCGUUGCACAUUCACUUCUCCCUUUCACUGUGCAAUUUAAGUAAAACAAGGUGAAGCAGGAACCGACUCUCACCAUCCCCACUCCCACCUCCAUGAAUUCCAUCGGACACUUGUGCGAAAGCGGACUGGCUCUGGGGUCUGGCCUCCAACCAUUGGUGGACUGUCUGUCCUGUAAGCCCCCCAGGGGCUGAUGCCCUCCCAGUCUGCCUGCCCUGUUCUUAGCACAGCCCCUGGCCCCCCGUGUGAUCUCAGGAAAUACUUGCUAAACAUAGUAUCGCAGGAGAAACGGAGCCCACAGCUUAGUGCAAAGACCUGGCGGCGUGGACUGAGGCUGCAGAAACGCAGAAACGCGCUUUUCCUGCCAGAAGGGGACAUCUGCGUGGUCGGGAGUACCUCUGGGGCACGUGCCCUAAUUCCAGAAACAUCUAAGCUGGAGUGCAGUGGCACUGUAAUAGCUUACUGCAACCUUGAACUCCUGGCUUCAAGUGAUCCUCCCGUCUGGGCCUCCCAAAGCACUGGGAUGACAGGUAUGAGCUACCGCUCUCAGCCACAACUGGGUUUUAAGCGCACUCCUCCAGCCCACUCCAGUGUCUUCCAUCAUUCUGUGAAAGUACCAAAAGAGGACCAAGCCCAGGAAGCCGCCAGCAGGCCUCUCACCAGCCAAGAUGGCUGGAAUCCUAAUAUCAAGAAAUGAAACUCCAGCAGGCCAUGGAAAUGCUAAGGGGUUGGCAUUUCUGCUCUAGAGAGAGCCAAAGAGAAAGCUCUAUUUAUAUCUCCUUGCGUUUGGUCGCAGCCUCAUCAACCAAAAGAACCUUCCUCAUCAACCAAAAGAACCUUCCUCAUCAACCAAAAGAACCUUCCGCCCCACUCAACACAUCAAUCAAAUUGGGGAGGGGGUGUGAAUAGCAGCAGCGGGUGUUACAGAGGAGUCUCAAGGGUAUCUUAGAGGGUGCCUCUCUGAAAAGUCAUCCCCUCCAAAUCCCCCCCAAGAGAAUUACUAGGACAUUCUCCUUCCCCCCGCAAGCAACGGCACCCCCAGAUGAUUAACGUGCUGGCGUCGGAAAGAGCUGGGAUUCUGGAGAAACUGCUUGUAAACUGUGUGGCUUGGUGAGUUAUUUAACUUUUCUGAGCCUUCGUUUCCUUAACUGUAAAAUGAAGACACCACCACUCAGCUCCUACAGUUGUCCAACUGAAAUCACCUAGGUAAGAACGACCAGUUCUUUGGGGAGUAAUGUCCCGAUGGUACCAUUCAAUUGUCAAGAACACCAAGGCACCGUCAGGCACCCGGGCGGUAUCCCACUCUCCUGGAAGAGAGCAGGGGGUUAGCCCUUGGUUUCAAAGUCCUUAGGGAGCAGUAAACCUUCCCCUCCGAGAGCCCUGAGAGAGGAAUAAUUGCCCCUUCCCACUCCAACCCACGGCACACCCGCCCACAUCCACGUGCGGCUGUGCCCAGCAUCUCAGAGAUAGGACUUCUCAGGAAUCGGCGGGAAGAAGCCCCCUUGAUGGAAUCUGGUGGGGUUCAAGAUCUGCAGGUCCCACCUUCCAGGGAACACCUGCACAAGUGAGACCUGCCCGAUCAGCCCCGCGCUCCAUCCGCAAACUGGGCAGAUCCCAAGGGUGCCACGCGAGGACCCUGCACCUUGGCCGCUCCAGGGCGCCCCCCACCCGCGACCCCGGAAAUCUCGUCCCUACCUGCUUCACCCUCGCCCCACCCACAGCGCACUUUUCGGGACCUCCCAGCGGCCCUUCCCCGGUUCUCUGGACCCCCGUCUCCCCGCCCUGCAACGCCCCCAUCCUGGUGCCCACGAAAGGUCGUCCCAGUUCUCCUCUUCUCUACCUCAAAGGAGGAGGUGCAAAUGAGGAAGCCUAAAUAAAAACAGGAAACUCGAUUUUUUUAAAAAGCCUCAUUCAGGCUGAA
Molecule: messenger RNA, 2363 nt
Organism: Pan troglodytes (chimpanzee)
Lineage: Eukaryota; Metazoa; Chordata; Mammalia; Primates; Hominidae
Exons: 2
Coding region: 636-1139 (167 amino acids)
Source: RefSeq, a predicted model, not a curated record